Aspergillus welwitschiae is the source of this 1188-nucleotide messenger RNA. RefSeq lists its product as uncharacterized. The coding region runs from base 1 to 1188 and encodes 395 amino acids. NCBI's taxonomy places the organism in Eukaryota, Fungi, Ascomycota, Eurotiomycetes, Eurotiales, Aspergillaceae. The record is from RefSeq and is a predicted model, not a curated record. The transcript is spliced from 2 exons.
AUGGCGAAGAUAUUCCCAGCAGACAGUCCGUUGUGCAAUCUCUUUAGCACUGCGCCAAAGAAGCCGACCCAAAAUGUCUUCGCAUCGCCAGAAUCGCCUCCCAAAACGAUCAUGGACUAUCCCCAGCCUUGUGUCAGUCCCUACGCAAGCCCUGUCAACCACAUCACAAUCGGCCGUACCACCUACGCCAUACCCGAAUACUACGUCCUCAAAAUCCCGAACUUGAAAUUCGCCUACAUGAAGGAAUUCGCCCUCGAAGAAAUGUACGCCGACAUUGGACAUACCUUCAUCCACUAUCUCUACACUGGCGAGUAUCAAACCCUCGCCGCGUCUCCCAGCGUUCCUCCCUCCAAAUCCCGAGCUCGGGAAUUCAAACGCAGCGUGUACGCCUUCCACAUGGCUCAGCGACACCAGAUCCAGGGCCUGUUGGACCACGCAAAGCGCUACAUGUAUACCUUUGUUGACUCCGUGUCAACACUGGAACUACUCAAGAUUGCCCGCGAGGUUUAUGCUACUAUGUUCACUGGUAGAAAGUGGUUUGAGGAUUUCAUGCAUGAUCAACUUGCCGCGGCAUUCAAAGCUGGCGAAGAACAGUUCAGAAUCGAUAUUCUGAAGUACGGGGUGGGAAGCGAUGCAAAGUUCGAUCAGUUCAUCUUGGAACUCGUCAUGAAGAUCUACUCCGGGAGCAUUGCCAACUUGACCAAGGCGGCUGCCAACGGGUCAGCAUCCGGCCAUAAUUCCAAGUCUCCAUCUCCCGCUCCAGCUUCACCUCCUCCAUUCACCUUCCGGUCGCCGCAGCCAGUGAGGCAUCAAAGCUUUACACCGGAACCAGCUUCACCCAAGACACAGCUAAAGUCAGAGCUGGAGCCCAAGCCAAGGGAGCCUUCAAAGCCUGCGAUAUCUCCAAAGCCUGUUCCGGAAACAACGGCCCAUCCGGAGAAGCCGACGCAGACAGGGAAAGUCCCAUUCGACAAGCCAGAGCCGAGUCCAAAAUUCAACCCACGAAGCGGAGCGCAGACACCAGAGAGUGCUCCCGGCGAUAACAAUUCCAGCCCCCGCAAGAAGUCAAAAAAGAAGAGAGGAGGGAAGAACAAGAAUGGAAACUCAAACGCAUCACCGAACCCAGUCAAUGGCACACCCAAGAAAUGGGAACCAAAGACGACGCCAGAAUCAAUUUCGUUCAUUUAG